Scomber japonicus (chub mackerel) is the source of this 12408-nucleotide messenger RNA. RefSeq names its product chromodomain helicase DNA binding protein 9 (gene chd9). The record is from RefSeq and is a predicted model, not a curated record. The transcript has 39 exons. Gene Ontology annotation, molecular function: ATP-dependent chromatin remodeler activity; protein binding; ATP binding. Bases 150 to 9233 code for a protein of 3027 amino acids. Lineage: Eukaryota; Metazoa; Chordata; Actinopteri; Scombriformes; Scombridae.
ACUUCGCCGAUAACACUUUGCUCAUUUGGGGUUCCUUUCAGGGACACAAUAUAAAGGACAUGUUGUAAGUCUGUAGAGAGUGAGGCUCAUUGGGACCAGCUUGGAUCCAGUAGAGUUCCAAAGGUUCCAGUUACCCUCCGAGCUCUGCCAUGGACUUCUUUGAUGACCCUAACCUCUUUGUUGGAGGUUUGGACGGGCUGGAUGAAGAAGGUUUCCCCUCAGCACCGUCACUAGUGGAUGAGCUAAAUCUCAGUGCUGACUUUGAGCCCCUUCAAGUGGAGCCUCUAGGGACAGGGAAGCACCAAGACAUGAUACCGCCAGUUUCUUCCACAUCUGCUCAACAAGCCAUGCCCACUUACAGUCAUCAGAUGGGCCACUACAUUGGCUUGAAGGCACAGAAUCCUAUGGGGCAGGCAUUUCCUGGUCAAGGGGGCACAGUUGGUGGAGAUGGUGGUAUGAUUGCAGAGCAACAUGGCCAGUACCAUAAUGCCACCAUCACUCAAGUACCUCAAUCCAAUGGGCUGUUCUGUAACAGUAGCAGUCCAAUGUGGGGCAACCAGGACCAGAAUGGGAAUAUGUACCACCCCUUAUCUCAACAGCAGCAACAGCUUUGUCAUCAGCAGCAACAGCAGCAGCAACUGCACAACCAGCAAAUUCAUGUAAGACAACAACAAACACAGCAGCAACACCACCCCUGUCAUCAGCAGCAACAGCAACAGCAGCACAGACUACGGCAGCAGCUGCAACAGCAGCAAAGUCAUCAGCAACAGCUGUUAAACCAGCGCCAGCACCAACAAUUGAACACACAGACUAUGUCCCUGCAGCAACAGCAGCAUCAUAAUUUCUCCUUUCAUCAGGGAAGUCAAACUCAGAGCCAACAGCAAGUUCACCAUAGUCAACAGCAGGUUCCACACCAGCUAAGUGUAGGAGGACCAAGGUUUCAUUCAAGGGCUCUGUCAACUAAGUCCUAUCUGGAUAGUCAAAAUGCUUCUCUGUCCGGCACUUGCUUACAGCAGCAGCAGCAGCAGGGUAGCUACCAGUUGAACAGGGCAGGUCAAGCCUUCUCUGGAUCAGGCCUGGAAGACCGUAACCUGCCCUUCCCCAUGCAUUCAUCGUCGGUGGUUCACUCCCUGCCCACAUACUCAGUCAGUUCUACCACCAACUACCAACCCGCGCAGUACCCUGCCUACCCUGGAGAACCAGAAAUAGCCAGUCUUAGUCAGCAGUCUUUGUCAUCAGCAUCUGUGUCUAGGCCCACCACCAUUGCUGCUCCUCUCACUUCUACAGUGCCUGAGCUCUCAGGGACGGUAUGUCAGUUUCCAUCCACUUCAGUUAUGGGUCAGCAGCAUGCUAGGACCCCGGUCAGCCAGGCAGAGGAAUGUCCUUUCCGUGCUUUACGCUGUUCUGGAGAAACCCAGGGAAGCUGCAAGUCUUCUGAGAUGUUUGGUGAAUCUAUGAGCUGCUACGCCAGCAUAGCCAGUCAUCUGCCCUCUGAGCAGCCACAGAGUUGUGGGGCCAUCAACACUAAUGGAUUUCAAGCUUUGGGAGACAGCCUCCUGCCAUCAGGGGCUCAGGAUGGGGACUUGGAGGGGUUGGAACCUCCUGACCUCCUCCCUGACUUACUGCCCCAGCUGGAGGCAGCUCUCAGCCAACAGGAUGAAUCCAACUGUUCGUGGGCUGAUUCCAGCCAGGAGAGAGGACAUGAGCGCAGAAAGUCACCACCUGUUGAGAACAAGGAUGAAAAGCCUCGAAAGAACACUAAUGGUCCUGGUAGCCAGGUACGGGUCCUCAGUCCCCCAAUGAAGAGCAGCUCAUCAUCCUCCUCCUCUUCCUCAUCAUCUUCAUCCUCAUCAAGCUCCUCGUCGGAGAAGAGGACCUCGCGGAGGACGCAUCAUCAGAUGGAGUCAAUGCAUUUGGAGAAGCAGGAGAAGGCCAAUAGGAUAAUAUCAGAGGCAAUUGCAAAAGCUCGUCAGCGCGGUGAGAAGAACAUCCCCAGAGUCAUGAGCCCUGAGAGCUUCCCCAGCUCUUCCUCUCAGUACAAGACCCACCGGGACCGAGAGCAUAAAGGAAAUGGCAAGGCAAGACCCAAAGAGAAGGCCUGUAGGAAGGCCUGCAUUGUACCUUCCUCCAAGACCAAGCAGAAGGCCAAGAUCGGGAAAAUUGUCAUCAAGAUUGGGAAGAAAAAGAAAAGAAAGCCACCGUCUUCAGAGGAGGAGUCUGAUGAUGACCGUCCACCUCGGCAUACUUCUAAAGACAUUGACUCGAAGAGGCGAUCUAAUCGCCAGGUGAAAAGGAAGAAGUAUGCUGAAGAGCUGGAGGCCCGCCUGUCAGACGAGGAAGUCAAGGUUAUUGUCAAAGCCAAGAAAACCAACACCGCAGCAUCCAAGCAGCCUGCUGUUCAACUCUUUGUAGAAAAUCCUACUGAGGAAGAUGCCGCUAUUGUUGACAAAAUCAUGUCCUCUCGUAUCGUCAAGAAGGAGGUUUCUCCAGGAGUGGUGGUUGAAGGGGAGGAGUUUUUUGUAAAAUACAAAAACUACUCCUAUCUACACUGUGAGUGGGCCACAGAGCAGCAGCUGGAGAAGGACAAGAGGAUUCCGCAGAAGAUCAAACGCUUCAAGAUGAAACAAGCACAGAGGGCACUCUUCUUCGCAGAUAUGGAGGAGGACCCUUUUAACCCUGACUACGUAGAGGUGGACAGAGUGCUGGAGGUGUCGUACUGUGAGGACAAAGACACGGGGGAGGAGGUGGUGUACUACCUGGUGAAGUGGUGCUCUCUGCCUUAUGAAGACAGCACCUGGGAGCUGAAGGACGACGUAGAUCAGAGCAAGAUUGAAGAGUUUGAGCAGCUGCAGGCAGCCAAGCCAGACUCAUGCAGAGUGGAGCGACCCCCAGCCAAUCUGUGGAAGAAGAGGGAGCAGUCGAGGGAAUACAGGAAUAGCAACAGCCUCAGGGACUACCAGCUAGAGGGGGUCAACUGGCUCCUCUUCAACUGGUACAACAGACGGAACUGCAUCCUGGCCGACGAGAUGGGCCUGGGAAAGACCAUCCAGUCCAUCACAUUCCUAGAAGAAAUCUAUCGCGCAGGCAUCAAGAGGCCAUUCCUCAUCAUUGCCCCACUCUCCACCAUUGCCAACUGGGAGCGCGAGUUCCAUACUUGGACCCAUCUCAAUGUCAUUGUCUAUCACGGGAGCAUGGUCAGCAGGCAGAUGCUCCAGCAGUAUGAGAUGUAUUUCAGGGAUGCACAGGGCCGUGUGAUACGAGGUGCCUACAAGUUUCAGGCUCUUAUCACCACAUUUGAGAUGAUCUUGGGAGGCUGCCCUGAGCUCAACGCCAUAGAGUGGCGCUGUGUUAUCAUCGAUGAGGCCCACCGCCUCAAGAACAAGAACUGCAAGCUGCUAGAAGGCUUCAAGCUCAUGAGUCUGGAGCACAAGGUCCUGCUGACGGGCACUCCGCUCCAAAACACAGUGGAGGAGCUUUUCAGCCUGCUCCACUUCCUGGAGCCUGCACGCUUCCCCUCAGAAAACACCUUCAUGCAGGAGUUUGGAGACCUCAAGACUGAGGAGCAGGUACAAAAGCUUCAGGGUAUCUUAAAGCCCAUGAUGCUGCGCCGGUUGAAGGAGGACGUGGAGAAGAAGUUGGCCCCUAAAGAAGAAACCAUUAUAGAGGUCGAGCUCACCAACAUUCAGAAGAAAUACUACCGUGCCAUCCUAGAAAAGAACUUCUCUUUCCUGGCUAAAGGAGCUGGCCAGGCAAAUAUGCCCAACCUGGUCAACACAAUGAUGGAGCUGCGCAAGUGCUGCAACCACCCCUACCUCAUCAAAGGAGCAGAAGAGAAGAUCCUAGAGGACUUCAGAGAGGUGUAUAGCCCUACUGCCAUCGACUUUCACCUGCAGGCUAUGGUGCAGUCUGCUGGGAAGCUGGUCCUUAUUGACAAACUGUUGCCUAAGAUGAAGGCCGGAGGGCACAAGGUGCUCAUCUUCUCCCAAAUGGUGCGCUGCCUGGACAUCUUGGAAGACUACCUCAUUCAGAGAAGGUACUUGUAUGAGCGGAUCGAUGGACGUGUUCGUGGGAACCUGCGGCAGGCUGCCAUCGACCGCUUCAGCAAGCCUGACUCAGACCGCUUCGUUUUCCUCCUGUGUACAAGAGCUGGAGGCCUGGGAAUCAACCUCACAGCAGCAGACACCUGCAUCAUCUUUGACUCUGACUGGAACCCGCAGAACGACCUGCAGGCCCAGGCUCGCUGCCAUCGGAUCGGUCAGAACAAGGCAGUAAAGGUGUACCGUCUGAUCACCAGGAACUCGUAUGAGCGGGAAAUGUUUGAUCGUGCCAGCCUCAAGCUGGGCUUGGACAAAGCAGUGCUGCAGAGCAUGAGUGGCCGAGAUAACAGCCUGGGAGGAGGUACCGGGGGAGGGGUAAGUUUGAGAAUACAGCUAUCUAAGAAGGAGAUCGAGGAUCUGUUGCGACGUGGUGCUUAUGGGGCCAUCAUGGAUGAGGAGGAUGAAGGGGCCAAAUUCUGUGAGGAGGACAUUGACCAGAUCCUCCAGCGCAGGACAAAGACCAUCACCAUUGAGUCUGAGGGACGAGGAUCCACCUUUGCAAAGGCCAGUUUUGUGGCGUCCGGAAACCGCACAGACAUCUCUCUGGAUGACCCCAACUUCUGGGACAAGUGGGCCAAAAAGGCUGACAUCGAUGUGGAUAUGGUCAAUGGCAGAAACAGCUUGGUUAUUGACACUCCCCGUGUCAGAAAGCAGACUCGACCCUUCAGUGCCACCAAGGAUGAGCUGGCAGAGCUUUCUGAAGGUGAAAGUGACAACGAUGAGACCAAACCUAAACUCAGGCGAAACCACGAUCGCCUCAACAGCUACGGACGCACAGAGUGCUUCAGAGUAGAGAAGAACCUGCUUGUAUAUGGCUGGGGUCGUUGGAAGGAUAUUCUCAACCAUGGGCGUUUUAAGAAGCAGCUGACAGAGUGGGAUGUGGAGGCCAUCUGCAGGGCCCUGCUGUCCUACUGCCUGGUUCAUUAUCGUGGAGACGACAAAAUCAAAAGCUUCAUGUGGGACCUCAUUGCUCCUACUGAAGACGGACGCACUAAGGAGCUGCAGAAUCACCUGGGUUUGUCUGCUCCAGUCCCCCGAGGCAGAAAGGGUAAGAAGAUGAAGACACAGUCCAGCUCUUUUGACAUCCACAAGGCAGAGUGGCUAAGAAAACACAACCCAGAGCACAUGCUUCAGGACGACGGCUACAAGAAACACCUUAAACAUCACUGCAACAAGGUGCUGCUCAGGGUCAGAAUGCUCUACUACCUGAAACAGGAGGUGAUAGGAAGCCAGGCCCAGCAGGUACUAGACGGCGUGGACGCAAGUGAGAUAAAGAUCUGGGUGCCAGAGCCUGACCAUUCUGACCUGCCAACCUUGUGGUGGGAUACCAUCUCUGACAAGUGUCUGCUGCUGGGUAUCUACAAGCAUGGUUAUGAAAAGUACAACACUAUCCGUGCAGACCCUACCCUGUGCUUCCUAGACCGUGUGGGACGACCAGAUGAGAAGGCCAUCGCUGCCGAACAGAGAGGCAAUGAUUUCAUGGAUGGCGAUGUAGAUGAUCCAGAAUACAAGCCUGCUCCAGCCCUGCUGAAGGACGAAAUGGAGGAUGAUGCUUCUUCUCCUGGAGACUUGGUUGUCACUGACAACGCUGGAGAUGCAGUUCCAGUGACUGAUGGUCAAAGUCAAAGUAUCUACUGGCCCUCUUCCUCGGUACUGACAGCCAGGCUGAGGCGUCUGAUCACAGCUUCCCAGCGCUUCACCAAGAGCCGGCAGAUUCUCCACAUCCACCAAUCUCAGUCUCAGUCUCAGUCUCAGCAGACCAUGAUAAUGUCUGCUCCGCUCUGCCCGCUGCCCCCCACACUCAACGACACCAUUAACCCCAAGAUGGCUGCUAAGAUCGAACGCCAACAAAGAUGGACCAGGCGAGAAGAGGCUGACUUCUAUCGGGUGGUCUCCACUUUUGGUGUUGUUUUUGACCCAGACCUCGGCCGGUUUGACUGGACCAAGUUCAGGGCCAUGGCUCGGCUGCACAAGAAGACUGACGAGAGCCUGCAGAAAUACCUUUGUGCUUUCACCGCCAUGUGCAGGCAGGUGUGUCGCCUGCCACCCAAGGAAGGAGACUCCGCAGUGGACCCGGCUCUCACCAUCCAGCCCAUCACAGAGGAGCGAGCGUCUCGCACACUGUACAGAGUAGAGUUGCUUCGCCAGGUUAGAGAGCAGGUCCUUCGUCAACCGUUACUCUAUGAGCGCCUGUCACUGUGCCAGAUGAGCUCUGACUUACCUGUGUGGUGGGAAGCUGGUACCCAUGACCGUGACCUGCUAAUUGGCGCUGCCAAGCACGGUGUCAGCCGCACAGACUACCACAUUCUCCGAGACCCUGAGCUCUGCUUCAUGGCUGCCCAGCGCAACUACAGCCAAACGAAAGCUGCACAGCAGCAAUCACGCACAUCCACACCGCUCCUACACCCUCAGUACCAGGCCACCAGCUCAGCGAUGACAGGCUCUCCACUGGCUCCACCUGCCCCGAGAGACCCAGAGCCCUGUGGAGUUGUACCCAAAGUGGAACCAGCCUCAGAGGGGGAGGAAAUCAGGGAGAAGCAAGGGGAGAGUUGGAGUCCUCCCAGAGCGCCAGCUACUCCUACAGGUCUGGAGGAGAAGCCUAUUUCUGACGUGAGGGACAGUGAGAGGCAGAUGGUGGCAGCAAGAACGAAACCUCUCACUCCCAACUCCUCAGAGAGGAAGCCCAAGAAGGCCAGCAAGAGGGGCCGCAGGGAGGCCAGGCGUGGCUCAGAGUCCGACUCAGAUGGCUCCUCCUCAAGCUCUUCAUCACGCUCUUCUUCCUCUUCAUCAUCUUCAUCUUCUUCCUCAUCACAUUCCGGGUCCAGCUCUUCCUCUUCUUCAUCGUCUUGCUCCUCUGGCUCUUCAUCCUCAUCCUCUUCUUCCUCAUCCUCUUCUGAUGACAGUGAAAGUGAGGGAGAGGAAGGAAAGAAGAAAGUGCCUGUAGCAACAAGUGUAAAGGGCUUUGAUGAGGACAGUGUGGCGUCUCUGAGCACUACACAGGAUGAAACACAAGACACCCACGUGGCUGAGAACGGCAUCGCCAACAACUCCUCGCAUCCUUUCCAGGGAGGAGGGUACAUGCUCGCUGCAUCUUACUGGCCAAAGGAUCGAGUGAUAAUCAACCGCCUGGACAGCAUCUGCCAGGCAGUGCUAAAGGGCAAGUGGCCAGGAACACGCCGGGUCUACGAACCUGGAGGUGCAGUGGCCUCCUUCUACACCACCAAGCUGCUGGACAACGCCAACAGCCUGUGCGAGGACCCCUCUGCCUCGCCACAGGGGUCAAAGGUGACCAAGCAUGUUGCAGAAAACAAGGAGUUCUCAGUAAAACUGAACGAUCAGGAAGGAGGUCUGAAGUUGACCUUCCAGAAACAGGGUCUCCCUCUAAAGAGGCCCCUGGAGACAGAGGAGGGUCCCCAGGCGCAGCAGCAGUACCUGGCCCGGCUUCAAGAGCUGCAGAGUGCCUCGGACACAGGCCUGGCAGAUAUCACCAAGCCACACUGCAGCUUCCAGAGCGUGCCCCCAGUUGUCGCUGGUCAGAUGAGGCUGAAUGGAAUAGCAGACGGUCAGCCAGUGGUAAAGAGGCGAAGGGGAAGGAGGAAGAAUGUGGAGGGGAUGGACCUGCUCUUCAUGAACAAGAGUCGAGUCCCUGCUGUCCCUGAUCAGGUGCCUCCAGGUUGGGGUGGUAUUGGCCAAGUUGGCAUGGCUGCAGCCGCUGUGCCGGGCUUCAGCCAGAACUCGAGUCAGUGCCCUGCAGACACAGAGAUGAGGGUCUCUGUCAUCAACCUCAAAGAUGGCACCCGGCUUGCUGGGGAGGACGCUCCCAAGAGGAAAGAUCUGGAACAAUGGCUGAAAGAGCAUCCCGGUUUUGUGGCAGACACCGGAGCCUUUAUCCCUGGGGUAAAUAAGAUGCAAAUGCAGUUCCACUUCCAGGAUGGCCGGCCCAAGCAGAAGAGGCACCGCUGUAGGAACCCCAACAAGAUCGAUGUCAACAGCCUGACAGGAGAGGAAAGAGUCCAGAUCAUCAACAGGAGAAACGCACGCAAGGUCGGCGGAGCCUUUGCUCCUCCCCUGAAGGAUCUGUGCCGGUUCCUUCAGGAGAACCCAGAGUACGGAGUCCCACCUGAAUGGGCAGAUGUUGUCAAGCAGUCGGGUUACCUCCCAGAGAGCAUGUUUGACAGGAUCCUGACAGGACCCAUUGUUCCUGAGGAGGUGAGCCGGCGUGGACGGCGACCUAAGAACCCUCUGGCCAAGGCGGCGGCAGCAGCAACAGCGGCAGCAGCACCCAACCCAACAGCCUCUGCCCUGGGCCUGAACCCCCUGUUGGCCAACGGCCUUCUCUCUGGAAUGGACCUAACCAGCCUGCAAGCCUUCCAGCAAAACCUGCAGAGUUUACAGUCCCUGCAGCUCACCGCAGGACUUAUGGGGCUUCCAUCCGAUGCAAGCAACUUGGCCGCAAGUAACUUAGCUGCCAUGUUUCCGAUGAUGCUGUCUGGUAUGGCAGGAUUGCCGAACCUGCUUAACAUGAGCAGCUUGCUUGGGAAGCCUGCUCAGGAGGGUGCAGCGGGAUCUGAGGACAAGGCGAAGGGAACUGCCAGCGGUGGAACAGGAGAGGCGUCUGCCUCCAAAGCCCCCUCUAACACCUCAGACACCAAAGGAGAAAGGACCGAGGGCUUGAACACAACUCCUUCCUCCACUUACAGCGCUACUUCCUCUGCCACCGCCCCACAAAGUGCUUCAGCUGCCUCGGCAGCCUCCAGUCACCCACUGUCUCUUAACCCCUUGUUACUCUCCAGUAUGAUUUACCCAGGGAUGCUUCUCACUCCAGGCCUUAACCUUCCUGUGUCUGCCACACAGCCGCAGAGCUCAAACAGUGACCCCACCCCUCCUGCUGCCUCCCAGUCAUCGCCACUGGAGACACAGCGGCCAGCAGCAGAGAAAGACAGAGAGGAAGACGAGGACGACGAGGUUUUGGAAGAAGAAGAAGAAGAUGAUGAUGAUGACGACGAUGAUGAGGAGUCAGCAGAACAAAAAGAGAACAGUGGUCCUGAAGGUUUGGGAAAAGUAGAGUCAUCUUCAUCAGAGUCUGGGAGCUCGUCUUCAUCCUCAGACAAUUCAGACUCCAGUGACGAGGACUGAUGUAUGAAUAUAUAAUUACAAAUUUAUUUAUGUAUCGCCUAGAAAUGUAUACAUAUAUUCACAUAUAUAUGGAUUUUCCAGCACUUAUGUUGCGAUUUCUUUACAUGUACAUACAAGAACUAACUAAAAUGUUGUGUAAUAAAGAUUACAAAAACAACACAAAAAAACAAAAAAACAGCAAAAAAACUGAUCUAAAAGGAACUGAAAUAAAAUUUCAGUGUUUGUUCACAAGGUACAGUCUUGUUUUGAGACAUUUUGCAUGUCAGACUUUAGUAGAUUUCUGAACUCUGUGAACUUGUACCACACGAUUAUGUACAAUUGCAACAACAAAAGGCAUUAUUGUAAUUAUGUCAGGAUUUAAUUUUAUUAAAAAAGUGAAACUACAUCAACAUGCUCGUUGAGCUGUACUAUUAAUAUAUUUUGAUUGUUUGGGGGUUGGGGAAUGACACUUGACAAACACUUUUCUCUUGUAAAUAGUCAGUACUUUUACAGGUUCGUUGACACUUAUGCUUUGCAGAUCAUACGUUGGAUAUGUCAGCAAUAACUUGGGCAGCUAAUGAAUGUCACUGAAGCUGUAGAUUCUCUGUCUGCCAUGUUCCACCCCAGUGCACAACUCACGCAGCCUCACCUGUUGUACCUGUCAUUUACCUUCAUAUCAUGUUGAAGAGUUCAUUCCCACAUUCUCAGUUCACCGCAUCCAUUCUGGGAACAGAAUUAACCUGAAGCUCCCUCUUCAACAUGGCUUCAAUUUGGGGGAAAUUCUGUAUAAGUAUUAUUUUUGUAAAUCAAACAAAUAAGCUUAAAUUCCUUCUUUAAUGGAUCAUAAUUUAAUCCUCUGCUGUGAUUCUAUUUAUUUAUACGUUUUCACGUGGGUAUCUCAUUUUGAAACCUCACCAUCACCUUACAAACAUGCCACAACAUGCCCAAGGUGCACUUUAGCUACCCACAGUAGGCAUACACCUUCACUUGCACAUCUGUUGAUUUUGACUCCAGUGUCCGAGUCUAAUAAACUCCUCCAGCUGUGGAGACAGAAAAACAACCUUUUACUGUGUGCCAAAAACUGCCCUUUGACCCUUUGAGGUCCUGACAGAGUUUUGUGGUCUCUGUGUAGAGGAAGAGUUCAGGACUCUUGAUGACAUGGAUAUUAUUACCACAGCCCCGGCGUAUUUGACUGCAUCUUACCUCAGCUGUGUUAAAUGGAUUGGCUUCACUGUGCAAAUGUGCAUGGGAGUGUUUCUCUGUGUCCAUGUUCAUAUUGUCCUCGUCCCCUGCUAGAAUGUGUGUGUCAGAGGCCAUUAUUUUUUUUUUUUUGUUCACGGAGAGCUUCCACUGUGUUGUGUUUUGUUUGGCUGGACUGCUCCUCUCACCUGGUAUCUACUGCUUCCAUAACGUUCCAGUCUCAGUACUGUGUAUUAAGAAGGGGCCCUUGCAAGCUAUUACUAGUAGAAACUACAUUACUAGUGUAAUUACAAGUGUUUUUGACCUUCAGACACGUCUCAUUGCUAAUCUGUUGCAAAUUGGAGUCCCUUGGAUUUUGGAUUGCAUGACCACCUGUUUACCAAAGUCUUACAGAAGACACAUGGCACAAGCACAAGCUAGUUCAAAUUGUGGCUAAGAUUGUAGUAAUUGUCAUUGUCUUUGAGUAUUCAAUUUUACACAGUGCCAGACGGGCUAGCGCAAGGAAGGGCUCAAUAUCGCAGCUCGUGUUGCUGGGAGUUUGCAGCUUGGUGUGUGUGUAUGUAUGUGUGUGUGUGUGUCUGUGUGCGCGCCUGCGUGCGUGCGUGUGUUUCACAUAGUCCUCGACUCUGUUCCGCUGAUGAACGGAGUCUCAGCUAGAUGUAGAAGUGCCCUUAUCCCGUACCUCACUCUCAUUCGACGUCUGUCUUGCUCAGAGCCGUCUGCAGUGCUCAGUGUCCAUGCUUGUGCGUGUUGUCCAUCACCUCUGCACGUGUGUUCAUUUUAAGCUGUAACCAGGAUACACAUAAAAACACUGGAAUUCACUCAAGCCGAAGUACCUUUUUAUAAUUUUCUCUAGCGCAGCAGUGCUCGCUCUAGGACUACUGUUACACAGUGGACUGUUAGAUUCAGAGUUAUCCUCUGAGGUGAGGCAGGGGCUUUUGUUUGGACUGGGGGGGUGGGGGUGCCGCCCCAGCAGGUUUCCUCUGUGCUGGAGAAAACCCCACUGACUUAUCUCAGUCUGUUAAGUUCUGAAGUAUUUGCUGUAGCAUCGUUCUCUAGUGGGUGAACCAUGAACAACCCUGUGGUCUAAAAACACAAAGACUGAAGACACAUCUGAUUUCUAAUGUUGCUUUAAAGUGGUUUUCUUGUAUGCCUGUUAUAUAGACCUCGUCAUGGGUUUUGCUUGCAAUGCAAUUGCAUUUUUUUGUAAUAUUAUUACUAACAGUACGGUAUUUUUCUAUGUCAGCAAUGAACUUAAACAUGCCACUGUCAUUUUGUAUAUCUGCACCUCUGCUCUCUUUAAACUUGUAGUGCCCUUAUGCAAACACCCAGCCAUCGCUACUUCUGCUGUAGAUGAUUGAUCUCAAAACUGUUGCUACUUUUUGUUGCCCAAGAGCUCUGGGUUUGAUGGAUUGAUAACUGUGCUGAGCCUCUUGAGGGGACAAAUGAUGGGAUUAAAAAAAAAAAAGGUAGACAUAAGAUUGGAUAUUUUGCUUUCGUUUGCUUUUCUUUGCUUUUUCUGUGAUUUUUUUUUUCUUUUCUUAAAUUGUACUGUACAAGGAUUCCCAAUGCACUGCUAGUGCUAUAGCAACUAGAAGCAGUGUUAAACCUGCGUUCAACACAGACACAAGUAAACAAUGACCAAUAUGCAAGGAGAACGACAACACACACUACUGCUGUACAGGGAGGUUCUCUUUCAGUUUUCAUACAUGUAUUCACUGAGAUGACAAAACUAGCAGCAUUUGGUUUUGUAUUUUUAUUUCAAGCUUGAUAAUAUCCUAAAUGUCACUCUGGUCAGUUUUGUCUUAUUGUUUUAUUUUACAUUGGACAGUUGUAAUAUUUGCAAGUUGUGGUCUGUGUAGUCAAAUAAUUCUUUAUGUAGUGCAGGAAAAAGCAUCUUAAAAGUCAUUUGUAAUUUAUUGGAUUACUUUCUAUGAAGUUCUAUAGAGGAAACUGAGGUUUAAUUAUUUUUAUUAAACAUAUUCUUCUGACUAUC